CAUUGUAUAUUUGUGCGAAUAAAACUCAAUGAAUGAAUAUAUCUGACAGCGAUGUAUAAGGUACAGUAUUAAUAUUACAGUAUUAGUAUUAAGGUACAGUUUAUACACAUAUGAGGAUAAUGUUCGAACACUUCCCACCCCCACCCACCUCCAACUCAAUGUAAGGGAAUCAUUCUGAGUUUUUUUAACUUUCAACUGGAUGAAUCUAUGAAAGUUUUCCCAAAUAGCACUGUUUCCAUUUUCUAUUUUAAUUCAUAAAGAAUCUCGCCACAAGACUAAAACAUGACAUUUCACAGUUCAAGAAUGGAAAAAGCAAGCCUUGCACAUAAAGAAAAAAAAAAUCCAGGGAUGUUAUGACAUAGUUAAGCUUCUAUUUACACCAGGGGACAUUGCCUUGGCUGUGUCAAUUCUAAUCAAACAGUAGUUGUGGGUUAAUGGAUGAGCAAGAAUAAACAAGAGCACUGCAUACAAAUUCUCUUACCACUACCUCCAUCUCAAAUAUGAGAAAAAUGACAAGAAACAUGCAUGUAAGGACUGACUUUUUAAAUAAAGAAUGUUGUGCAGCAUGACAAUGGUUUGUGUGAAAAUUAAAUAGAAAAUAAGUGCUUAACCCGAAUUUAGAAUUAGGGCCAUUUUGAUCAACCGUAUAAGAAUCCUUGGUAACAUUAGGGGUUGAAGUCUCUUUUUAGACACAACUGGUUCUGUAAACAUGAUCAUGCAAUGACAUUUUAGAAGACCAGGACCUGCUAACGUAUCGAGAUGUAUUUAUCAUUCAGGACUGUUAUAUUUAAAUUAAUCAUUAGAUGCAUGAAUGACAACAUCAAGCUGGUUACAUGAAAUGACAUCCGUGAUGCAUUAAAGCGGGAAGGAGACAACAAUAUUGUUGUAAUGCAGCGUGGAACAUGAGGUGAAUGGAACGUUUAAGUGGGUCAGGUUGGGAGGUAAAUUUGCUGCUGUAUAAUAAGGAUAGACGUGACUAUGCUUGGGAAAUCCCUGCACUUAAUACAUUGAAAACAAAUUGAAAGUUACUGUAAAUUGUUUAUUCAGCCGACUGCACUUAAGUAUAUUCCCAUUAAGCAACUUACUUUAAAACCCAAACUUACCUCUAUUAUUUCUAUAAACUCUCCAUCUCUUAAUUACACAAUAAAAUGUGUUUUUUUUCUAAUGAAGUAUAAUUUUUGCUGACAUGCUGUAACAUUUGUUUUGAAUUAUAUUUUCCUUCUGCCAAAGCCCGACUCAGUAUCAUACUUCAGGAUUCACAUUCUAAAUUGUCCUCAUUGUUAACAUGAAGCAAUGGGGAUCUAAGUUCCUCAUUAGACUAUUUAGUCUGGUAAAAUUUACUGUUUGGAUGUUCGCAAAUAUGUGUCCAUUUAGGAUCCGUAGAUAUCUGCUGGAUUCAGUCAUGGCUGGUAAAUGUGCUUCGUUUGCAACGACAGUGUUUGUCUAUGGGCUUGUAUUUUACAGGGAAACUGGUACAUCGGGAAGUAUCGAAUGUGCUUAAGUUGUCACCAAAUGUCAGUAACGUUUGCAUACCUCGGUGCACAAUACAGAACACAGCACACACAUAUAUACACAAGCAACACCGUGCGAAUUAGCCGAACAAGGUCAGAAGGCGACAAAGAGGCCAGGGCAAGUACAGUGGAAUUCUUACUACCAGGGCGGGAACUACAGGGCAAAUCGACAUGUCUUCUACUUUUUUGUAGAGCCACUGCUUACAAUAACUCAUCGUCCACUCUUAGGCUCAGAACGUUAAAUUAAUUAUCCCAAAGAGUUUGGUUUAACUGUUUCGAAUGCAUCGUUAUUAUAAGCGAUUUGCAACUUUCUGUGAUUCCUUCAAAUGAGUAGGAUUUUAACAAGUAGCUUUCAGGAAUAUCAUACUCAACCAUGGCUUCGGAGUAAUGAUUCAAAACAAAACAAAACAUUCGUUUCUGAAAAAAAGGAAACAUUAAGCCGUGAGCGCUGUCAAACUGUUGCCUGAUAAGGAAAAUUGAACACUUAGCAAAACCAGUUCGAAACAAUAUUCUAUAUUCCUCACUGGAACACUAUUGUGGCAAGGAUAAUGUAUUAAACAGCUUUUUUAAAAAAGUUAAUUUUCAGUUCCUGCACUAUUUUCUGCUGUGUUGUUUUCAUCUAUUAAAAACUAUAAUUACAUCGAGCGUCAAGGACCGAGAAGUCUGUUAUACACCUGAACAGAUGUGCGUUCCUUGUUAAAACAGCACUUUUAGUAUUUUACAGUAAUCACAACCUUCAGACUUGAGGUCUGAUUAUUGUCAACGAUAUAUACAGUACAUACAUUUGAGAAAAAUACUGAUUUUUUUUAAAAUUGCUGACUAUGUAAUUUUUAUUUGCAUUAAAACUACUUAAAAGGUAGCAACAGUCUGGGGAAGCAGCGGCUGAAGAUUCCAAACUUGGUGAAAUGCCAAUAACGACGAGAAGACGGAGAGAUCGAUAAACAAAUUAUCUGUAUCCCUGUGUAAUGACCUAUUUGUCAAUACCAUUUAUACACUGCGCUGUAGUUGAGAGAUCAGUAAAAUCUGUGUGACCUUCAGUGAUUUGAGUAAUAAAUCGAUAAUUCCCUGCGAAGCCCUGCAGUGUUUUUUUUUGUUAAAAGAGACUGGUGUCCAUUUGUCCAGGUCUGAUUCACUUUGCUGUGGGACUUGUAUGUGCCCAGGAUGGUUGAGGUCGGUAGGAGGCGCUCAGAGCACAUAGCCCAGUGAGCACACAGCCUCUCGGGUGCAGCAAUGAAUCGCUGAGCCUGUGGGCGGACUGGCCUCUGUGAUUGACAGCGCGACUGGCUUUCCCAGCAAGCCGCACUCAUUCACCACUGAUUCCUGACCAAGUGCCAGAGCGAUCGAGAGAGCAGUGUGAGCUCAACACUGGAAUAAGACGAGGCGAGGCGAGGGGAAGUGGUCAACGUUAACAAUAUGGAUAUCUCGGUGUUUUUGUACUGCUUCUUCCCGCUCACCUUGGCUGUUGAAGAAAUGCUUAUGGAUUCAAGAUUGGCAACAGCUGAAUUGGGAUGGACUGCAUACCCAGAUUCUGGGUGGGAAGAAGUAAGUGGAUAUGAUGAUGCAAUAAAUCCUAUUCGCACAUACCAGGUCUGUAAUGUGAUGGAAGCAAACCAGAAUAAUUGGCUUCGAACUACUUACAUAGAACAUAACGACGUUCAGCGAGUAUAUGUAGAGAUGAAAUUCACUGUGCGGGACUGCAACAGCAUACCAAAUAUCCCAGGUUCCUGUAAGGAAACUUUUAAUUUAUUUUACUAUGAGUCUGACACGGACUCAGCAACAGCAUCUACUCCAUUGUGGAUGGAGAACCCUUACAUAAAAGUGGACACCAUUGCGCCAGAUGAGAGUUUUUCCAAACUGGAGUCUGGUAAAGUCAACACAAAGAUCAGAAGCUUUGGCCCAUUAUCUAAGAAUGGAUUCUACCUAGCAUUUCAGGAUCUGGGCUCAUGCAUGUCACUCAUUUCCCUGCGUGUGUUCUACAAGAAAUGCCCAUCUGUGAUCGCAAAUUUUGCAGUUUUUCCAGAAACUGUUACUGGAGCAGAACCUACAUCACUUGUGAUUGCUCCAGGCAUCUGUCUCAGUAAUGCUGUGGAAUUGUCUGUCCCCCUAAAACUGUACUGUAAUGGAGAUGGUGAGUGGAUGGUACCUGUUGGAGCUUGUACUUGUGCUGCUGGAUAUCAACCUGCUAAACAGGAGACUGCUUGCCAAGCUUGUAGCCCAGGAACAUUCAAAUCCAAACAAGGGCAUGAACCCUGCGCACUUUGCCCAUCUAACAGCAGGGUCAACUCUGAAGCAGCCACUAUCUGUCAGUGCAAGAAUGGAUUCUAUCGAGCGGACAGUGACCAGCCCGAGAUGGGAUGCACAAGUGUACCUUCUGCUGCACAGAAUGUUAUUUCAAAGGUGAAUGAGACCUCUCUGAGUUUGGAAUGGAGUGAGCCACAGGAUAUUGGUGGCCGUGAUGACCUGCUCUAUAAUAUCAUCUGCAAGAAGUGCAGUGUCGAAGGCAAAAUCUGCUCCAGAUGUGAUGACAAUGUUGAGUUUGUCCCACGACAGCUGGGCCUGACGGAAAGGCAUGUGUUUAUCAGCAAUCUUUUGGCUCACACCAGAUAUACAUUUGAAAUCCAAGCAGUAAAUGGAGUCUCCAGCAAGAGUUCACUUCCUCCUCAGUUUGCAGCAGUUAAUAUUACUACGAAUCAAGCUGCUCCUUCUCCUGUGCUUAUGGUGCAUCUACUGAGUGCCACAUCAAAUAGCAUGACUCUAUCAUGGCUUGCACCUGAAAAACCCAAUGGCAUAAUCCUGGACUAUGAGCUGAAAUAUCGUGAAAAGGACCAAGAUGAAUCAACAGCGUCGACCAUUACAAGUCAGAAAAACACAAUUCGCAUUGAAGGGUUAAAACCAUCUGCUUCUUAUGGAGUUCAGGUGCGAGCCAGGACCGUGGCUGGAUAUGGAAAGUACAGCGAAACUGUAGAUUUCCAGACUCUGAUGGAAAAUGAGAGUGGGAAAAGCAUCCAAGAACAAUUGCCCCUGAUUGUAGGUUCAGCCACUGCAGGCCUGGUAUUUAUUGUAGCUGUGCUUGUGAUUGCAUUUGUGUGCAUCAGAAAACGUGGAAGUGGUUCAGAGUCAGAAUACACUGAGAAACUCCAGCAGUACAGCACCGGCCACAUCACACCAGGAAUGAAGGUUUAUAUUGACCCUUUCACCUAUGAAGAUCCCAAUGAGGCUGUCAGAGAAUUUGCCAAGGAAAUUGAUGUAUCCUGUGUAAAAAUUGAAGAAGUGAUUGGAGCAGGUAGACCAAAAGGUGAAUUUGGGGAAGUAUGUAGAGGACGCCUUAAACUUCCAGGACGAAGGGAGAUCUUUGUAGCAAUAAAAACACUUAAGGCUGGUUAUACAGAAAGACAGCGAAGGGAUUUCUUAAGUGAAGCCAGUAUUAUGGGACAGUUUGAUCACCCAAAUAUUAUCCAUUUGGAGGGAGUGGUCACUAAAAGCCGUCCAGUCAUGAUUGUUACUGAGUUUAUGGAGAAUGGUGCCUUGGAUUCCUUCCUCCGGAUGAAUGAUGGACAGUUCACAGUCAUCCAGCUGGUCGGCAUGUUAAGAGGAAUUGCAGCUGGGAUGAAAUAUUUGUCAGAAAUGAACUAUGUGCACAGAGAUCUGGCAGCCAGGAACAUUCUGGUCAACAGUAAUCUUGUGUGCAAAGUGUCAGAUUUUGGUUUGUCGAGAUUCCUGGAAGAUGAUCCAACUGAUCCAACCUACACAAGUUCAUUGGGCGGCAAAAUUCCAAUCAGGUGGACAGCUCCUGAAGCAAUUGCUUAUCGCAAGUUCACUUCGGCCAGUGAUGUUUGGAGUUACGGAAUAGUCAUGUGGGAAGUGAUGUCAUAUGGUGAGAGACCAUACUGGGACAUGUCAAAUCAAGAUGUUAUUAAUGCUGUGGAACAGGACUAUCGUUUGCCACCUCCAAUGGAUUGCCCAACUGCCCUACAUCAGUUGAUGUUGGACUGCUGGGUAAAAGACCGUAACAACCGACCUAAGUUUGCUCAGAUUGUAAACACGCUGGACAAGCUUAUUCGCAAUGCAGCUAGCUUGAAAGUCGUCUCUAUUGCAAAUCCAGGCCCUUCCCAGCCUCUUUUGGAUCGUACUGUUCCUGACUACACCACAUUCACCACAGUGGGAGACUGGCUAGAUGCAAUUAAAAUGGGUCGAUACAAGGAGAAUUUUAUUAAUGCUGGGUUCACCUCUUUCGACUUGGUUGCGCAGAUGACAGCAGAAGACUUGCUGAGGAUAGGAGUUACAUUGGCUGGACACCAGAAGAAGAUUCUCGGCAGCAUUCAGGACAUGAGAUUACAGAUGAACCAAACGCUUCCAGUGCAGGUCUGACAGCAAGGCACUCUGGAAUUAAUUAAGAUUGAAGUCAAGUAGGAUAAUUGUGUGCAGUGCCUGACUUCCAGUUUUUCCUGUGUGGAGCACCUAGUUCUAUUGUUUCAAGUCAACCCUCAGUUCAAGGAUAAUUGUAGCAUGAAUUGAAAAAUAUCUGAAAGGGCUCCAAAAAGGAACACAGUCUGAAAAUAGUUAUCUUGGCUUUUGGGCAAUUGGUUUCUGUCAUGGGAUUUUUACUUCUUUUGCACCAAACCUGUGACGAUAUCAAAGACUUUCAAAAGCUGCCACAGAAGGCAAGUUCUGCCCAGAAGUCAGUAUAUUAUUAAGUCUUCAUAUUGAAGAUGUAUUAUUUAAAAUCUAUGUAUCAAGAUACCACAUGAGAUAUUGGAUCAUAGAUUUGAUAUUCCACUUGUGUUCCAUUCCUUCAGAGCACCAUCGAUGAAAAGAAAGAAAGAAGUUGAACAAUUCUGUAUAUAGAGUGAUAAUCUAGUCUCUGAGUUAGUUCCUAUUUCUCAACUUGCAAUAAAACCAGAUUGGAAUAAUAAUGGAAUGCCUUCAAGGUGUGCUUGCACCUUUUGGUUCAGAAUGACCUUUCUUCACAACUUCUGUGGCACUUGAGUAUUGAAUACUGGCAUCAGGAUAAUUAUAUCGUGAGAUGGAAGUGAAAGGAAACAUGCCUAGCUAUCAUGAAUACAAGAUUGAAGUUGAAGUUACCGGGUGUUCUUUUAAUUUAUGGUUACGCUAAGUAAAUGAAUGACUGGAUGCAUUGGCUAUCCCUGCGUACCGACAAGGGAAGGAUAUGCUGUGCACAAAAGGCAUGAAGCAGUUCUUAUAGUGUUCAACCAAAUAACACCUGGAAAAAGAUGGAUGACAAGACUUUCAUCAAUAAAUUGAUUCUGAUUCAAAACUGCUGUAAUGCAGGACAGAAUCUUCAUUCUGGACUUUAUUAUUGGGGUUCCUUUGGCUUCCAGCUGAAAUUUGUGAAAUUGUCACCCAUGGGAACACAGUUGUGUGGAACAUUCUGAAUUGCAAAAGCAGAUGCCGAAACACCAAAAUGAUUUAGAACCUUUAACUGUGAGAGCUGUCAAGAAAAAGAAUAACUCUACAUGACCGAAGAAACUUCAUGGCCAUCUGUUUAAUCAAGUGCUGUUAAAUUUUGUUGUCAUUGCCAAAAGAAAGGAAAUUUUAUUUUUUCUAAAGAACAGAUAAAACCUUUGUAAACAAUAGAGUGCAAAGAGUAAUUGUGACACAAAAUAUGGAAAAGGCAAUAAGCGUUUUUAAUUUAGGUUGUAUUACAGUAAAUCAUUUCUUAGCUCAUCUCCAAACCUCCCCUUACUUAAUAUUCCAAGAAGACAUUGGCAGAGGAGACUGUAUAUUUGUACAUACUUUUAGAUAUUUUCCUUUGUUAAUGUGUGGGCUUUAACCAAUAAAUACAGAUUGUGUAUAUUUUGCCACUCUAAAUGGCACGUACCUAUAUUGUAUAUAGACAAGGCAAAAUGUGCAGAAUGAUACAGUUAAAUUUUGAUGUUCUGCAAUCCUCAUUCACAAAAGUAGACCAUUAAUUCCAAAUUGUUCUGUAAAAUAACAAUGUUGUAAAAAAUAAUUUUGAACUAUUCGUUGUGAUAGGUCAUUCAGUAGUAGUUCACAGUACCUGCUCGACAUCUGUGACUAACAAAAUACAUUUGGUUAUGUUGCUGUGAAUUUGGUGCAAGCUUUAAUAAUGUGGCCCACCAUUUCUUCUCAAGUAAUCUUUCUACAUAGUACUUCUGUAAGAGCCAUACAGUGGCUAAUCUUUUGUAGAAAAACCUAAUGGCUGUCUUCCAGUCACUUUGGAAAACAUACCUGUAUAGUAUUUUGCAAACUUUUUAAAAUAUUGAGAUGUAUUUAAUGGUGAAAAAGAUGCAUUCUUGCAUUUGUAGAAAUAUUUUUAAAAAACCUUUUGCAAUUAAAUUAUUUAAGAAGUUUAUGGUAUUCCCUGAGCUUGUUCUUUUGUGCAUCAAAUUCAGUGCCAUUCCUUGUAUUCAAAGUUGGCAGUUGGUUAAUAUAAUGUUUUAUGGUAAUGUCAAUCUGUUGGAGACAUCCUGAGUUAAGAAUAGAGUUUGUUUUACAAUGCACCUGAUUUUAAGUGAGUAACUAAAAAUGAGUCAUAGUGGCCUGAAGCAAUUCUGUAAUAGAGUGAAAUGACAAAGUCUAAUGAAAAAAUAAAGUUUAUAUUAAAAUUUCAAAA
Molecule: messenger RNA, 8106 nt
Organism: Chiloscyllium plagiosum (whitespotted bambooshark)
Lineage: Eukaryota; Metazoa; Chordata; Chondrichthyes; Orectolobiformes; Hemiscylliidae
Gene: ephb3b
Product: eph receptor B3b
Biological process (GO): protein phosphorylation; axon guidance; ephrin receptor signaling pathway
Cellular component (GO): dendrite; plasma membrane
Molecular function (GO): protein binding; transmembrane-ephrin receptor activity; ATP binding
Source: RefSeq, a predicted model, not a curated record